This is a messenger RNA of Strongylus vulgaris, 251 nucleotides long. The record is from the annotation of a GenBank genome assembly. Lineage: Eukaryota; Metazoa; Nematoda; Chromadorea; Rhabditida; Strongylidae.
AUGUACAGGCUAGAAAUCGGUGAUGCUAGAGCAAAUAGGUCUCUUGAUGAACUGAAAGCACAACCGUUGGUGUUGUAUGAAUGGGGAUCAACCCUUAGCUUGCCCGCAUAUAGGUGGGCUUACACCGUCACUACAAUGGCCAUAUAUGACAACAAUGCUGGACAAGUGGUGAGUAUUUUUCAGAAAACAGCGACCCUCCCGUACCCUAAGAAUGUUCGGUCGGGACUUGCUGCAAAACAAGGUAAAUGAAG